This is a messenger RNA of Amoebophrya sp. A25, 1345 nucleotides long. The record is from the annotation of a GenBank genome assembly. NCBI's taxonomy places the organism in Eukaryota, Dinophyceae, Syndiniales, Amoebophryaceae.
AUGCCUGUAGAGAACAUGACGGUAGAAGACGAGCAGCCACUUUCUAUCGCCUACCACAGCCAGGACCCGCGUGAUUACAUCUUCUUCUGCAGUCACAGAGCUUAAGGGUGGUUUUUCACUAUCGUCCCAUGUGGACUUGUAUAUUGAGUCGGGAAGCCCCCCUUGAUUUAUAGGGGGCGCAGAGCAACUCACUCGACUCGGGAUAGCGAAAAGCUACCGCUAAAGAGCACAGCCUUUCGGCGUUUUCUCCAACUGGUUCAUCGAGAAAAAAGGCCAUACCAGUAUCACAAGAGCAGGAAGAGCAGGUGGAUCAUCGUCCUCAUCGAGCAGCCGAGAUGAAGAUGUUGAACAUAUUACUGUUGAUGGCAUCGUCAACCAAAGCCAGACCAGUCCUCCUCAUUACUGUUGUGUGGAACAGGAGAUGAUGUAUGAGAAGGCACUCUUAUUCAACGACCAGGAAACGGCGGAUAAAAUCUUGAAGGAGAAAGACCCUGGGAAGGUCAAGCAGCUGGGACGUGAGGUUCGCAACUACGACGACGAAAUUUGGUGUCAAAAACGCUAUGGUGUCGUUCUUCGCGCUGUGCGUGCGAAAUUUUUCCAGGAUUCAGAGUUGGCGACUAUCCUGCGCAAAAGCGGCAAAAAGAUAAUCGUGGAAGCGGCAUGGUACGAUAAGGUAUGGGGCGUCGGCUUUUCCGAAUAUGGCGACGGGACGAAUGACAAGCGCGGUAUUAAGUGGCAAGGAGUGGAGGAUAAAUUUGAUGUUGGACCAACGGAAUGGUCAGGCACGAAUUUGCUAGGGAGAGCGCUGAUGCAAGUACGAGAGGAAGUGUUUCGUCUUCCUUCUACAACUGGUACUGGAGGUACUAGAUCUGGAACUGCAGGGGCACACUCACGUAAAACGAAACAGCAAGAAGGCGCACUAGUUGAAGAAGAUCAUGAUGUUCCCUCUGCGAAGAAAAAAAACAUAAACAAGAAAUGGAGCAAUAAAAAGAACGCAAGAUGAGUAGGCGUCGGUAGCAAGUAGACUGUCAGUAGGUUCUUGUGAACAUCAUGAUGUAGUAUUAUUCUUAUUCUUGGUAUCUACUGAAUGUUGAAUCGUCGGGCAAUGAUCACGUUCGACUGCUUACCAAAGACCAGCUCCACUUGGAGAAUCAGGAUACAAUUCACUGCGGAAUUUUAAGACCUUGACCUUAACAUUGAAUGGUUCUAGUAUUUGGUCACCUGAAUUCGAUUAAGUACAAGGAUUCUCUUCUUGUUUUCCGUAUGAUCAAAAUCAGGUUACCAAAUAGCAGAGCCAUGCAAACAUCAUGGAUGAUAAUGAAAUACGCGCCGAACAUGUAGGUGC